This is a messenger RNA of Xyrauchen texanus (razorback sucker), 9526 nucleotides long. Its product is annotated as TNF receptor-associated factor 2-like. Gene Ontology annotation, cellular component: plasma membrane signaling receptor complex; cytoplasmic side of plasma membrane; cytosol. The coding region runs from base 136 to 1911 and encodes 591 amino acids. Gene Ontology annotation, molecular function: ubiquitin protein ligase binding; zinc ion binding; ubiquitin-protein transferase activity. The transcript is spliced from 11 exons. The record is from RefSeq and is a predicted model, not a curated record. NCBI's taxonomy places the organism in Eukaryota, Metazoa, Chordata, Actinopteri, Cypriniformes, Catostomidae. Gene Ontology annotation, biological process: protein K63-linked ubiquitination; tumor necrosis factor-mediated signaling pathway; positive regulation of canonical NF-kappaB signal transduction.
AACAAUGUCGACCACCAAAACACAGCUGCUGCGCCGCGCCUCUUUCCACAAUGAACCGAACAGAGCCGAGCAAAUGAAACCGAAAUCGCGUCGCUCUGCUGCUGCUUGUGCGAUCGAGAGCGUUUAGAGGGGAGUAUGGCCGCACAAGAACCCUCUCCCCCGUCCUCCAUGGAGAACAACAAGCCAGGGUACCCAAAGAGGAUUCUGGCCAACACACUUGAAGAUAAACAUUUAUGCAACUGCUGUCAGAAUAUUUUGAGAAGACCGUUCCAAGCUCAGUGCGGCCAUCGAUUCUGUUCUUACUGCUUCAACCGGACUGUUGGAUCUGGACCACAGAAAUGUAAUGCUUGUAUCAAAGAGGACAUAUUUGAAGAGCCCACAUCUAUUCUCAAACAAGGCUGUGCGUUUCCCGAUAAUGCUGCCAGGAGAGAAGUUGAAAAUCUUUCAGCUGUGUGCAUCAAUGAAGGUUGCUGCUGGAAGGGCAGCAUUAAAGAUUAUGAGUUGAGCCACGAGGGCAAAUGUGAGUUCACGAUUCUACCCUGUCCCUUGUGCAAAGAGCUCAUCAGAUUUAACGAGCAGGAGCGUCAUAACGAGCGCGAAUGCCCCGAGAGGACGCUCAACUGCAAAUACUGUAAAGAGCCAUUUCACUUCAAAAACAUCAAGGCACAUGAUGAAAUCUGUCCCAAAUACCCCAUGAUUUGUGAAGGCUGUGCCAAAAAGAAAAUCCCUAGGGAGAAGUAUUUUGACCACAUCAAGUUCUGCAGCAAAUUCAGAACUCCAUGCAGAUAUCAUGUUGUUGGCUGUGACAUGUCAGUCGAGAAGGAGAAGAUCCAUGAUCACGAGCGUGCAUGUGCUCACGAACAUCUCAAUAUGCUGUUGCACUACAUAUUGAGUAUGAAGGUCAGUCUGGAAGAUCUGCAGCCCCAAACUCUGGAGAUGGCCGGUCACAAAGCACACGAGCUUCACCAGGCGCUUCGAGACCUGGAAGCCCGAGUCAGUCAGCUGAGCGUCAUCUCCGGCACGACUGGGCCUUCCGUGCAGGGGGCCCCCUCGUCUUCAUCCUCGUCCUCCCCUGCGUCCGCCUCCAUGCCGCCACCUCCUCCGUUGACCGCUGCCACCCUACCCACCUCCUUCACACCUUUGCCCAGCUCAGUGGGCGCAGCGCUGGAGCUCCAGCUCUACAGCGAGAAGACCAAAGUGGUGGAGCUGGGCCGGCGCUGCCAGGAACUGGAGGUGAAGGCUGGGACAUUCGAAGACGUGAUGUUUGUGCUGAAUCGUGAAGUGGAACGCUUCGCAACCACCGUAGAAGCCAGUAACCGCCAACACAGGCUCGAUCAGGAUAAAAUCGAGGCGCUCAGUAACAAGGUGCGUCAGCUGGAACGUCAGGUCGGCGUUAAAGACCUGACUGUAGCUGAAAUGGAGGGCAGAUUACGAGAGAUGUCUGCCACAACAUUUGACGGCGUGUUUAUCUGGAGAAUAUCAGAUAUCACAAAGAAGAGACAAGAUGCCAUCGCUGGACGAGCACCUGCCAUGUUCUCGCCUGCAUUUUACACGAGCAAGUACGGCUAUAAGAUGUGUCUGCGUAUUUACCUGAACGGGGAUGGGACGGGUCGCGGGAGUCAUCUCUCGCUGUUCUUUGUGGUGAUGAGGGGUAUAAGUGACGCUCUGCUCAAAUGGCCCUUCAACCAGAAGGUCACUCUAAUGCUGCUGGACCAGAGUAACAGAGAGCACAUCAUCGAUGCGUUCCGUCCCGACAUCACUUCCUCCUCAUUCCAGAGGCCGGUCAGCGAGAUGAACAUCGCCAGCGGCUGUCCGCUCUUCUUCCCGCUGUCCAAGCUGGAGGGCAAGAACUCAUACAUCCGCGAUGACACCAUCUUCAUCAAAGCUAUCGUGGAUCUCACCGGCCUUUAGUUUCUCUGCGGUCUGCCUCUCUCAUUUCCUCCAAGCUACAUUAAUCCAGCGUUUCAUUUAUGAUUCCAUAACGUCGGUUUUGACACACAUCCCUGCAUGUGUUGAGCUGCCACAGAAUGUUGCAGACUUGCUGUAUGUGUGUGAGAACUAUAAACGGUAUAGCUGCAUGGUUCCAAAAGGGAGCAGUAGAGCGUUACGCAGGAAAAGGGUCACGAAACACUGGAAUGAACGUGAAGUCCAGUCCAGUUACGAAGGCUAUGUUCAGAAUAGCAUACCACCAUACUAGUCAUACUAUGUCUGCAAUAUACUGUAUAGUUAGUAGCCUAUACUGUGCAUAUUAUGUGCAUAUUAUGCAAAGUUUUUGAUGACCUAAUGCAUUUGGCAGGAAGUGCAGGACACAGCUGUGAUCUCUUUCUGGAUUAUUUGAUCAGUCUGUGAAGACGUAUUCACCCAAAAUUGGAUUGACAUGUGAAAUAACGUUUUAUUCCAAAGUCGAUGCCACUUGCUUAAAAACAUCAUGUGAAAAUAAUGAAGACAACAACGUAGGUUUAAAAUGUUUAUCAUUCCAUAAUGUGUACAUUUUCACUUCAAAACAUUAGGGAGCAUUCAGUGUAUACUGUACGAAUGUACAGGACAGAAUUCCCAAAAUAGCCAUAAUGUGUAAGUAGAUCACAUAAUUCGAAACUUUUUUACUUCGGCACAACAUCAUAUUUAUAGCUGAGUUUGUAAGAAAUUGGGCGGCACAUUAUCAAAUAUUUGAACGUUUGAGUCAUGUUCAGAUUUGUCUGGGAAGGUAGAAACACAUCGACUGAACUUCAUCGUCUUUGUUUGCAUAGACUCAUGCAGUGUUGAGUUACUCAAAAGAGUAAUCCACUACUAAUUACAAUCAUCGAAACGUUUUUUAUUCGCUCACCGAAUUUCCUACUUGUUAAUUGUCGUUUACCAUUCAGUGUCACAGAAACACAAACAGAUGUACAUACAGAUGAAUGUAUAAAUGUGUUACACAUAAAUAUUUUAGAAAUAUGUUACCUAAGAAAAGUACUUAAGUAAUUACUUUUUAAAUGUUUCAUUAAAUUAAGUUAUUACCAUUUAAGGUCAGUAACCGAUUGCAAGAAUAUAAAAUCGAAUGCGUUACACUACUUUCUUGAUUAAAGUAAUGAGAUUACAGUAACUAAUAAUUGUAAUUAGAUUACACCCAACACUGACAUAUGUGGAGGUAUUUUAUUGAUUAGAAGAUGAUCAAGUUAGCUAAAACACUGCAAAAAAAAUCAUGUUUCCCAAUGACCAGGAAAAUCUAUCCAUCCAUCCAUCUUCAACCGCUUAUCCGAAGUCGGGUCGCGGGGGCAGCAGCUCCAGCAGGGGGCGCCAAACUUCCCUAUCUCGAGCCACAUUAACCAGCUCUAACUGGGGGACCCCGAGGCGUUCCCAGGCCAGUGUGGAGAUGUAUUCUCUCCACCUAGUCCUGGGUCUUCCGCAAGGCCUCCUCCCAUCUGGACAUGCCUGAAACACCUCCCUAGGGAUGUGCCCAGGGGGCAUCCUUACCAAAUGCCCAAACCACCUCAACUGGCUACUUUCGACGCAAAGGAGCAGUGACUCUACUCAAGCUCCUCAUGGAUGAUUGAGCUCCUCACCCUAACUCUAAGGGAGAAGCCCGCCACCCUUCUGAGGAAGCCCAUUUCGGCCGCUUGUUCUCGCAACCUAGUUCUUUCGGUCAUAUCUCCGCUUUCAUGAUCAUAGGUGAGGGUAGGAACAAAAAUUGACCGGUAGAUCGAGAGCUUUGCCUUUCGGCUCAGCUCUCUUUUCGUGACAACGGUGCGAUAGAGCGAGUGCAAUACCGCCCCCGCUGCCCCAAUUCUCCGGCCAACCUCCCGCUCCAUUGUCCCCUCACUCGUGAACAAGACCCUGAGGUACUUCUUCACUUGGGGCAAUACCUCUUUCCCUACCCGGAGUACGCACUCCGUCGGUUUCCUGCUGAGAACCAUGGCCUCAGAUUCAGAGGUGCUAAUCCUCAUCCCAGAUGCUUCACACUCGACUGCCAUCCAGUGAGGGCUAAAGGUCACGGACCGAUGAUGACAUGAAGACCACAUCAUCUGCAAAAAGCAGCGAUGAGAUCCCCAGCCCACCGAUCCGCACACCUUCCCCACCCCGACUACGCCUCAAUAUCCUGUCUACAAAUAUCACAAACAGGAUUGGCGACAAAGCUUAACCCUGGCAGAGACCAACCCCCACAUGGAACGAACUCGACUUCGUGCCGAGGACCCGGACACAACUCUCGCUUUGGACGUACAGGGAUUGAAAUCAUGAAAAUCUAAACAUACUUUAAAUAACAGAAUUAAAGCAAAAUAUAGUGAGGUUGAAAAAUAAACAAAAUUCUAAAUAUAUUGUACGAAAAAUGUAUUUGUUCUCUGAAAACACGUCUUAAUAUUACAUACCAUUUCGCUUCUGAGCUAAAUUCAUCUUGGUUUAAGAGUUUUAGAUAACUAGAAAACAAGGCAAAAAUACCAAAGAUGGAAAGAUAACAAACAAACAAACAAGGGGCGGUCGAUUUGAAAACGUUUUGAAUGAUAGUUGUUCCAAUUCUGUGCAUUUUAGCAUUUUUAAAAUUGUAGUUUGCAUGUUGAAGACCUUGAAAUGUGUCAGCGCACUUUUCCUUGGAGCCGUCAAUCCAAAGUGGAAAUAGUUUUCUCCUGUAGUGCUCUUUCGAAGGGUCAACAGGGUUUAAUUGUUGCAAGGAUAGUGAGGGUAAGGGUUGUGGAUGUCCGCAUCGGUGUUAGGAUAGAUCUGUGGAAGAUAGUGUGAAGUUUAAAGGUAGAAAUCUUUUAAAAAAUCGUACUUGUUUGUAAUACGGUUUUGACGGGAACAAGUCGCCAGGAGUCAUGUGCAGAUGAACACUGAGGUUAUGAAGUUACAUUUUGUAUAUUUAUAAGAUACAAAGGUUUUAUUACUUUUGUAUAUACGUAUAAAUAUUUAUACAGUUUACAUGAGCUUGAGUUUGCUCAUUAGAGCUGGUUUCAUGAAGCUCUAAUGUGAGUUUAUAUUAGUUUUAAAUUGUUCAAUUUUAAAAAGGCAGUUUCUGCAUCUUAUAGGUCAAAAUUGUAACUUUUGAGUGUUUACACAGAAAAUGUAAUUAACUGUUAAUUAACCAGAAUCAAGUGAUUUUAAACCAGUUAUGACAACUAUUGAAACUUCUCUGUGCAUGGGAGGCGUCAAUCUGUAAAUGCACAUGAUACGUAUCGCAAACGGUUUGCUCAUCCAGUGAAUGACGACACAAACUACAUACAUUAGAAAUAAAUACAAUACAUUAUAUAUUAAACAUAAUGAAUAUUAUUCUAUAUGACAGGCUAUCUAUCGAACUAUAUAUUCAUAUAAUAGAAAUGAUCAAUAUCUUUAUAUCUAAAACCAUACAUUCUCAAAAAGAGGGAUCUUUAUUCAGUAAAUCGAAUCUAUUUUAUUAGAUUUAAUGCAUAUUAUUUAUAUAGCUGUACAUGUGCGGUCAUGGUGGUAUAAAACUAAUGUUCCUACUUCUUAGUAAAUUAAAUGUUGUCAUUUGUACAUGCAAUGCCCUGUAAUACCCCAAAAUCUGAUCACUUGAAACAAUCUUUGAGCAGAAAUGUUGAGGAUCAAAAGUGCAACAUUGUUAAAGCUUGACUUCGAUGCAUUUAUUAAAGGGAAAACAUCAUGUCAGACAUUAAAAUUGUUUGUUAUCCGUUGUUAAUAUGACAUUAUGUGUGCCAAAUAUCCAUAGUGAAGUGCUGUUAGAGGUAAUAGGUAAUGAUAUUGGAAAUUGGAUAUUUUAAUGAAAGCCAAUUGAAUGUACGUGAAACAGAAAUUGUGCAAUUUAUUAAAUAAAUACUGUACAUUGUAGUUUUUCUUUUUUCCCCAUUUAAAUUGGAUCAGUAUGAGAUUUGUGCCAAAUGUGAUUAGAAAUACCUCAAGUUAUAUUCCCUUAGAUUUGUACAAUUGUACAAUUCAUAAAAUGUUCUAAUAAUAAAAAGUAUGUUACACUUCUAUCUAAUAAUUAGACAAAUAGUUAAGGUUAGGGUUAGUGGUAGGAGUACAUGCAUUGUACACAUUUCAGGAAUCCUAAAUUACAAGUUCAAAAUUGCGGCUGUGAGGAAUACCCAUAAACCCUUGCUCUUGAAUAAAUUAUGUUUGUUUGGUCAAAACAAGGGAACUUAAGUAGUAAAAUAACAGUUUUUUAUUUUUUUUAAAAAAAGUAGUUUUAAGUAGCUGGUUGAUAAUUAAGAUUUUUGUGAAGUAACCAUGAGGGUGAUUAGUGUUACCUCUGGUAAACUUAUGCCAUUCAUCUUUUUUCACUUGUACUCUAUAAAAGUGCAGAUUUAUGUGCACUAAAAAGUACGAGUAGAGUCCAUUGAGCUAUAUGGCUAACCUAGAAUCUAGUCUAAUAACCUAAUUGAAAUAAUAAAAUCAAAACAACGAUAUUUUAAUCAUAGAUGACUUAAGCAUUACAUGUAACUAGUUAAUGUUACUUAAAAAUGUAAGUUCAGUUUACUUGAGCCAAAUAAGUAUGUUUACUUAGAAAAAGCAUUCAAACUGAUUACCUUGAAAAAUCUAAGGUCAACUAAUUCGAUUUUACAGUGUGGUGUUCAAAUAUUUUUCUUUUUUCACAUUAACUUUACACAUGUCAGGUACAAAUAUGUGGUCUUGUUUCAUAAAUAUAGCUUGUACUUUUUUCUUUAUCACUUGGAAAGUAGGGAAGUGAAGCGUUGCAUGUCCCAUAGGAGGAGUAUGUCGUAACUAUUGAUGGUCAAUUUGUAACUUGACCAUAAGACAGUUUAACAUUUAUGCAUUUGGCAGACGCUUUUAUCCGAAGCGACUUACAGUGCACUUAUUACAGGGACAAUCCCCUGGAGCAACAUGGAGUUAAGUGCCUUGCUCAAGGACACAAUGGUGGUGGCUGUGGGGAUUGAACCAGCAACCUUCUGAUUUCCAGUUAUGGGCUUUAGCCCACAACGCCACCACCACACCACUUAAAACAGCCCUUGGACAAUUGUGUCUGAUCUAAUUAUAAUACAUAGAAGAUAAACUUAAAUAUUGUACCAAUAAAAGCCAUUUCUUAACUUAAAUUUGACACUUCACUAUGAACACACAACAAAGCUACAGCAUAGGUCGAAAUAAUGCAUGGAUGGAUGACUCAACACAACACAACACAACACACACACAAAAGGGAAUUGUGUGAAUUGCAUUUAGUUUGUUCUAAUUGGAGCAAGUUGUAAAACAGUGUUGAAACGUCCCCCGUCAGCACAACUAACAAGGAUUUAAACCUGUCAAGUUUUGCUGGCUACUUAAUUAUUAAAAGUGUGCAAAAUGCUGGCUAACAGAUUGGAGAGUAAAAUGACAAGUUUGCAUCAUUCUAAAUAAACAUUGUUUUAAAUAACUUUCAUGUGAAAUUUUACUUCAGCAAAAUAAACUUUUGGCUUAGCGGUUGAGGCUCUGGGUUACUGACCAGAAGGUUGGGGGUUCAAGCCCCAGCACCACCAAGAUGCCACUGUUGGGCCCUUGAGCACGGCCCUUGACCCUAUCUGCUCCAGGUGUGACGUAUCAUGGCUGAACCUGCACUCUGACCCCAGCUUAGCUGCGAUAUGUGAAAACAAAUUAAUUCUACUGUAUAUAUGGAAAAAUGUAUGUAUAAUGUGUGACCAAAAUAAAGGCUUCUAUUCUAUGUUUUGUGUUUGGUUUUAUCCCCAAGGGCCCCCACAAUUGCAUGGUUUGCAUUUUUACGGGGCCCUUUAGGUGGCUCUUGGCAGCUGCCUACUUUUUCCUAGUGCUAAAUCCACCUGUGAUAGGAAUAAAGGUUUUACCAGACCUAAGUGCUACUUUAAACUCAUUCAAACCAUUUUGCAGCAUUUUUUGUUAUCGUAUAUCAGAUUUAUUUUUGAAAGUGAAAUGCCUUGAUAUACCACUUUAUAUUAUGACACCUUUGUCAAAAUAUAUAAAUGAAAAAAAUAAGGAUAAAAGUUCCAUGUUCUCAGUUGUCCCACCCUUUCGGAGCAAACUUAAAUAGCAACUGAAAGAGUAGCUGAUUAUUUUAUUCCUCUUCUGACCCAAAAUGGAUUUCCAAGUCUCCAUUCUUCUUCUUUUAAUCUUUCUUGCUGGAGAUCACACCAUGUAUUCAUGGAUAUUAUGAUGGACCCCGAACAAAACUGGGCUGGAAGUGCUUUUCCCUGCUCUGUGAGCAUAGGGACAAAUAUGGAUUUAAAUGUGACACUACACACAAUUAACAUAGGUCUCAAGAGCACGCUACUGUUAAUCCAGAUUUAUGUAUCUGGCAAAAAAAGGGUGGGGCCAAGGGCGUCAUGCACCUACUUUUUUUGAGGGGGCACCAUGGUCAGCUACCGCAACUCCAAUCCAACCGACAACCCCAUUCUUAUAAAUCAUGGGAAACAGUAUACAUUUUUUAAUAACGAUUACAUUUGCAGCUGUUUGUCAAUACAUGCGUUUCAGUAAUGGUUGCAUUUGGUUACAUUUGAUGAGGUGGAAUGCACAUCUGACAUCUUCAGCAGUGUUACGUUACUUUUUUACGAUCUUACCACAUUUUUUUGCAAGCACUUUCUAUAGACGACACGAGAGGUGGUACAAAAGGCGACAGCACAAAUGCAACGAUGCCCGCAACUGCGUCAGCUCAAAACAGAGCGAAAACAUGUAUCUGAAUGAAGCAAUAAUGUAAAUAUUGUACGUUGUGUUCAGUGUAAUUGAGAGAAUUGAAUUACUAAAUAAACAAAAUUAAAAGGUUUGCAUUUUGCUAAGAGUGUGUUAUUUCUCUAUAACAUAUUUUAACCACGAAUAUGAUGUUAAAUAUCUUAAAUAAAAAAAAACUUGCUUUUUUUUUUAUUGCAAAUGGGCGGCUGUGUCUCAGGUGGUAGAGCGGGUUGGCCUCUAAUCACAGGGUUGGUUUGAUUCCCGGCCCACAUGACUCCACAUGGCGAAGUGUCCUUGGGCAAGACACUGAACCCCAAGUUGCUCCCAAUGGCAGGCUAGCACCUUACAUAGCAGCUCUGUCGCCAUUGGUGUCUGAAUGAGUGUGAAUGGGUGAAUGAGACGCAGUGUAAAGCGCUUUGUAACCUCUAAGGAUGGUUAAUAAAAAGUGCUAUAUAAGUGCAGACCAUAUACAACAAACAAGGCACCAGUACAUUAUGAUAAACAUCUCAUAAACUAAAUUAAUGAAAUAAAACAAAGUUAGGUCAUACCAAGGUUUUCUAAUAAAUCAAAUGAUUUAAUGGAAUUCUUCUUCUCCAUACAUCUCAGUGAACUAAAAAUCAAAUGUAGCCUACAUUCGUGGCCGUGCGCCAUCUUUCUCCCAUUGAAAAUAUGGAACCGGUUGCUACCGAGGAACCUUAAAACCACCUUUCGUUACUUAAAGUAUUUAUGAUGACUGGAAAGGAGAGGAUUCACUCUGAAAUAAGAUAAUACGCUGCUGCUUUCAUUAUACAUGUGCACAAAUUUGGAUUAUUUUCAUUACUAUGCUUCAUUAAAUAAAGAUGUUUUCUGAAAUCAUUUGCUUAACUUUGGUGUCAUGAUGUGAGAAAAGGAAAGAAAAAAAUAUAACUACACAACAUUCAAAUAUAAGCUUGCAUUAAGAGCUUUUUCAUAUAUU